Molecule: messenger RNA, 2397 nt
Organism: Cataglyphis hispanica
Lineage: Eukaryota; Metazoa; Arthropoda; Insecta; Hymenoptera; Formicidae
Product: venom acid phosphatase Acph-1-like
Exons: 8
Coding region: 298-1446 (382 amino acids)
Biological process (GO): dephosphorylation
Molecular function (GO): phosphatase activity
Source: RefSeq, a predicted model, not a curated record
UGUAGGAGUGCAAUCAGUCAGUUAAAACUGAAUUAAUAAUUGCACGACGACGGAAGGAAAAUCUAUUCUUCUCGAUCAUUUAUCUAAAUGGUGAUAAAAAUGUAUUUCUAAUAGUUCAAUGUAGAAUACAUUACCAAAAGUGUUGAAGAUUACUGGAUAUUACAAAGUAAAAUCUAAAUGUUGCAAAUAUAUAUAAGCGCCGGUUCAAAUAAAGUCAGAAACAAAUAACUUCGUCACUUCGACAAGAUACAUCAAAGAACAUCAGACGUAUAUCAGUGUAUUCCUUAAGUUUAGAGGAUGGCAAAAUUUCAACGCGAUCUAGGCAUUGCGCUAAUACUUUGGUUCGGUUUACUUACAUUAGGAACAUGUCGUGUAAUACAAUCAGAAGGCACGAAAUUAAGAUUAGUAAGCGCGCUUUUCAGACAUGGCGAUCGUACAGUAGACAUUGCAAAUAAUGAAUCUUAUCCAAAUGAUCCAUAUAAAGAUAAAGACUAUUAUCCAGAUGGCUUCUCUCAAUUAACUCUUACGGGCAAGAAGAGAGCGUAUCAAUUAGGACAGAUACUAAGAAACAGGUAUGACAGUUUUCUCGGCGAUGUGUACUAUCAACAAAAUGUCUACGCACAAAGCACAAAGAUAGCUAGGACCAAGGCAUCCUUACAGUUAGUUCACGCAGGACUUUAUCCACCUGCUGAAAUACAAAUUUGGAAUCCGCUUCUACCUUGGCAACCAAUGGAUUUCACGUACACUAAUAUGGAGGAUGAUAAUCUAUUUUUUUCUAUUAUGUGCCCCGUAUUUAAACGAUCUUAUCAAAACAUGUAUCAAAAUGAUCUAACAGUAAAGACAAAAGUAGCGAAGUUUGAUAAUUUAAUGAAACGACUAUCGAUCUAUACAGGAAAAAAUAUUACCACACUUUUCGAUAUUUUCCUUUUAUAUGGUACUUUGACUGCACAAUCAGCUUAUGGACUAUGUUUACCAGAAUGGACGAAUAGCAUAUUUCCAAAUGGCGAACUUUUAGAUGCCUUAGUCUUACAACUUGAUCUACUUAGCUACGGUCCGUUAAACAGACUUAAUGGAGGUGUAUUAUUACGCACAAUAAUUAACGAUAUGGACAAAAUAAUCAAUGGAACUUUAAAAGAUCGAAGAAUCAAUCUUUUUUCUGCACACGAUUUGAAUGUAAGCGCAAUGUUGCAUGCUCUAAAUAUAUUCGAUUUCCGUCCUCCAGAAUACACGAGCAGUAUUAUCAUAGAAUUGCAUGAAAAGAAUCGCGAGUUCUUUGUCAAAGUGGUAUAUUAUUUAGGCAAUCCACCAAAAAUAAUAGAAAAAAUCAUUCCCGGUUGCGAAUUAUUAUGCCCAUAUAAGAAAUUCAUUCAAUUAACAUCAGCAUCAACUGCGACGAACGAAGAAUUGAAAUGCCCAGAAAAAAUAACCGGUAGUUUAGAUUUUUGACGAUUUGACUUUUGAUUGUUUUUAUUCUAACUUUUUAUGAUAUAACAAUUCAUAUUUUAGACUUGACAAAAUGUUUUUGAGAGACAUUUAGAAUUUUUAGAAUUUUUUUUUUUUUAAUUAUUUAUAUGUAUAUAUAUAUAGUAAUCUUCUCUCUUUUUUACAAAAAAAAAUAUUUAAUUUUUACAAAUUUAAAAGAGAAGUUAAACUUUGAAUUCAGAUUAUUGGAAAAAUCGCGUAUUUAUUUUUAGCUUCUCAUUAUUAACGAUUUAAUCUUAUUUGGACCAAAUGGUUUAUUAAAAAAAAAAUAAAAUUAGAAUAUUUUUAUAAUAUUUUUAAUUUUACACGACGCAUAAGAAAUAUUGCGAGAAUGCCAUCCCUGUCCGGUGAGAGAGCGGAAAAUUUUAUUACACUUUCCUCGUUAUUAUCCGGUAUCUCGUACCGUUGAAAACUAGAUGCCCAUACGAUCGCGGAAAGUUAAGUUCGUUAAGUAUGCCCAGAGCCGUGUCUUAUCGAAGACACGGAGCUCAGAUCCUCCGCCUACCGUGCCGUAGCAUAACAAUUACCCUAUUAUUUCGCACACUCUCUCGGGGCAAUUCGCCAUUGGGCCUAUACACCGCAUAUUUCCGUUUCGCGAUACACUCUCAACUUCUAUUAAGGUUAAAUCUUUCGACCGUCGCGUAAGCAGAUAUCAACGCUAAAGUUUAAUUUAUCCGUCUAUAUUAUUAUCACUUACAGAAAGAGAGAGAGAGAUGAAUAUUUAUUAAUUUAUUUUUUAUUACAUGCAAAUCAAUUUUUCAUAAAGUAUAUUUAACAUAGUAUAAUAAUAUGUAUAUUUAUUACUAGAAAAAGAUUUCUUUCAAAAAAAAAAAAAGAUUCUCUGUAUAAUUUAUCAUAUAUUAUGCAAUAAAAUAAAAUAAAAAAAUAAUAAAGCAAAAAUAUUUUUUACUGAAA